Molecule: messenger RNA, 1809 nt
Organism: Penicillium expansum
Lineage: Eukaryota; Fungi; Ascomycota; Eurotiomycetes; Eurotiales; Aspergillaceae
Exons: 5
Coding region: 1-1809 (602 amino acids)
Molecular function (GO): dipeptidase activity
Source: RefSeq, a predicted model, not a curated record
AUGGAAAGCGCCGUCUCGAUCCACCAUGGUCCCUACGAGGCCAUCCCUACCACAGCAUCACCAGGUCUUAAAUUUCUCCAACGAUUCCUACCAGCACUAGACUCCCUCACACCUGCUGAAAAUCCCAUCAGCCCUUUCUUCACACCCAGCGCUCCGAUCCUCAUCGGUAGCGAUCCACCAACAGCCGCAAGCCAAGCAGUUCCUCUCCUCGAAGUGCGCAGCCGUCACAUCUGCAAAUUCCACCAUCAAGUUCAUCUCGCCUGGGAUAUAGAUCUCGGGAGGGACAUAGGCCCCGUCCAGACAUCGUACAAUAGGACUGCUCCAAAUGAAGAAACCGCACAAAGGGGCCAGCUCUAUGCCCCGCUAGCAGGGAACAUACAAAUGAAGCGCACGGUCAUGUUUGAAGCAACAUCCGAAACAACAUUCAAAGAGGACCCUGACCAGUUCGCAGUCCGAGUCCGUGAGUUCAACGUCCUCGACCUGGAAGGCCGCGAUGAGUCGGAUCUGCAGAUCGUUGAAAUGCGCAUCUUUUUGGAUCAGAGACCUAUCCAGGCCCAUUCGGCAAUACAGGGACAAGCAGAGAUCAUCCACAAUGUCUCAGGGGCUUUGGAUAAGUAUGAGUCCAAGCUCAGUGAGAUCAACCAGAAGAUCUGGUCCAAUCCCGAGUUGGCAUUCAAGGAGUACAACGCCCACGAUAAUAUCUGCCAGUUUUUUGAGUCGCUUGGGGCUGGAUACCAGGUUAAUAGAAAGGCUUAUGGCAUUGAGACGGCGCUUGAGGUGAUCUAUAAGCGCGGUGAGGGCGGUCGUACUAUGGCUUUCAACGCAGAGUACGAUGCCCUUCCAGGCAUGGGACAUGCAUGUGGACACAAUUUGAUUGCUACAAGUUCGAUCGCGGCCUUUCUAGCCACCUGCGAAGCAAUGGAUGUUCUGUACUCGGAUGGGGUUGGGUAUUCAGUUCGGCUGCUGGGGACUCCUGCCGAGGAGGGUGGUGGUGGAAAGCUCCUGCUCAUCGACGCGGGCGCAUACAAAGAUGUGGACGCAUGCUUCAUGGUUCAUCCAUUCCCGGUGCUGUCCGGCGUGCCCGAUCUUAUUAGCUCGAGUUCCUGCGCCGGCAUGUAUCUCGCAAAUGACAAGGUUCAGGUGACGUUCACUGGCAAACCGGCACAUGCUUCUGCUGCUCCGUGGGAGGGUAUCAAUGCUCUAGAUGCUGUGGUAUCUGCGUAUGUGAACAUUUCAAUGCUGCGACAGCAGAUCUUGCCGACGCAAAAGAUUCACGGGGUUAUUUCACGAGGUGGAGAGAGACCGAAUGUUAUUCCUGCCUCUACAACGGUUGAAUACUAUAUGCGAUCGGAGACUGCAAAGACACUCAAGCCAUUGACUGAGAAAGUGCUCAAAUGCUUUGAGGCUGCCGCGACUGCUACUGGCUGCACGGUGGAAUACGAAUGGGAGGCGUCAUAUAAGGAUAUGAAGAUCAACAAGCCUAUCUGUGACAGCUACGUCUCUGCCAUGAAUGCCAUGGGUCACAGCACUAUCUUUGAUGCCGCAGGGCAGGUAGGAGGUCUUAGCGGAGGAUCAACUGAUAUGGGCAACGUCUCAUAUGAAGUACCCGGCUUCCACGGUGGAUUCUAUAUUCACGCUGAUGGUGUCAACCACACGCCACAAUUUACUGCCGGAGCUGGAUCUGAGGAUGGGUUCAAGCGUAGUUUGCACUGUGCAGCGGGAAUGGCUGUGGUGGCGUGCCGCGCAUUAGUCGAUGAAAGUUUCGCCACUGCCAUCAAGUCGGACUUUGAGAAUGGCUUAGAAUUGUGA